CCUCUGUCUGGAAGAUUUUUUUCUCUAGGAUUCUCUCCUCUUGUGUCGCACCUUCCACUCCUCCCCUUCCCCCUUCCCCCCCUUCAUCCUCUGGCAGUUAUCCCUCCUCAGCUCCUGCUUCAGGCGGCUCCUCCGGGCAUGCUCCUUAAGCCAAAGUAUGACCGCUUUCGCAACGAGUCUGUGACCUCCUCCGACGACCUGAUGCAGAGCUUAGCCAUGAGCAGCAAAGUUGUGGCCACACCAGUAGUCGCCUCCUCCACCCCAAGCCUUCCUUUGCCUCCCCUGCCUACUCUGGAUCCCAGUACCAGGACCUCCUCCUCUGCCAGGGCUACAGCCCUGGCUGACUCCCCUUGCAUGGACGGGGAGCAGGAUGGCACCACAACCUUCUGCAUGCUCAUCCCUAAGAUGCCCCAGUGGAAGUUCUCCAAUUCCCUGCUCAGCCGGAGCCCAUCCAACUCCAGCUCUAGCUCCAGCUCUAGCAAGGACUCUGGCAAGGCAGCAGCAGCUCCUUCUCAGGCCUCUGUUUCCCCUUCUUCAACAUCGCACAGACCCAGCGGUGCAACUUCAGCCAGUGGCCCAGUGGCAAGUCUUGCAGCAGUUCUUAACUCCUGUGACCCUGUGUGUGUCACCCCCUGUUCUCUACAGGCCUUCCGGGGUCAGAGAGCAGUUGCAGCAGCAAACUCUGCCAGUGCAGUGGGGCAUGGAUUUGGGGCUUCAGAGGCUAUGGCAAGCCCAAGUCUUUCCAGCAGCUCCAGGUCAGGAUUGAAUCGCAGGACAAGGGUAGAAGGCAUGUGGCUGGGGGGAGAAGAUUUCAACCAAAAGGGCAGCUUCAUUCACAAACCCUCUCAGGGCUGGCUGCACCCUGACAAGAAGAUUGCAGGACCAGGAGCCUCUUAUAUUGUCAGGUACAUGGGCUGCAUUGAGGUGUUGAAGUCAAUGCGCUCCUUGGACUUCAACACAAGGACUCAGGUGACAAGGGAAGCCAUCAAUAGACUCUGCGAAGCUGUGCCUGGAGGAAAGGGGCCUUGGAGGAAGAAGGCCCCGAAUAAAGCUCUCCAGUCUAUUAUGGGGAAGAGUAACCUACGGUUUGCAGGCAUGAGCAUCGCAGUCAAUAUUUCCAUAGAUGGCCUUGGCUUGCUCAUUCCGACCACACGACAGGUGAUAGCUCAUCAUCCUAUGCAGUCCAUCUCAUUUGCCUCUGGGGGAGACACAGAUACACCUGAUUAUGUAGCGUAUGUGGCCAAAGACCCAGUGAAUCAGAGAGCAUGUCAUAUCCUGGAGUGCUCUGAUGGUUUAGCCCAGAGUGUCAUCAGCACCAUCGGCCAGGCUUUUGAGCUGCAGUUCAAACAGUAUCUGCACAGCCCUCCCAAAACCAUGGCAUCUGUAGAAAGAUCUGUCAGGCCAGAGGAGCCAGUGUUGGGAGAAGAUGAGGACUUCUCGGAGCAUGAUUACUACAAUAGUAUCCCAGGGAAAGAGCCUCCACUUGGGGGCGUAGUGGAUUCCAGACUCAGGUCCAGUGGCGCUCUGCUGGGCCACAUCCACACCCAGCCACAGAGCAAGACGGCAGCACAGACGGGCUCUGCAGUACGGAGGGAGCAAACAUCUUAUCCGCCUGGUCAACUGUGUUAUGAGCUUCACUGGGACACUGAGACCAGCAGCUCAGGCCUUACAUCAGAUGGUUACCUGUGUGCUGACGGUCAACCACCUGGUAGCAGAGACUAUGAGGAGCAUCAGUAUGUUAACACCCAGAGCCUGGAAAACCUAGAUUCACUGGCACAUGGACUCUGUGGGCACAGAGGAAGCAGGGUACCAGACAGUCCUAAGAAAGAUCUCUUCGAUAUGAGGCCCUUUGAGGAUGCCCUGAAACUCCACGAGGCCAGUGGUGGGGCCCUUGGCUCCGGUGUGUCCGCUACAGGUGGAGGUGCUGGUGGAGGAGUUAGGAUCCUGGAGGACCAGUGGCCGAGCCCUCCACGCCGCCGAGCCCCCGUUGCCCCUAAUGAGGAUCAGCUCCGCAGGGAGACCUGGUAUCACAGCCGCAUGAGCCGCCGAGAUGCAGAGAAACUCCUGGUGCGAGACGGAGACUUCCUUGUGCGGGAAAGUACGACUAACCCGGGACAGUACGUGCUAACAGGCAUGCACUGCGGUUUGCCCAAACACUUGCUGCUAGUAGACCCUGAGGGAGUGGUCCGAACCAAAGACAUGUUAUUUGAGAGCAUAAGUCACCUUAUCUCAUAUCAUCUAAAGAACGAGGUGCCUAUUGUAGCUGCAGAGAGUGAGCUUCACCUUAAACAGGUGGUCAGAAGGAAACUGUGACCCACCGACCCCCUUAAUUGGACGCACUGAAUCUUUGUGUGGCCAUGCAGAACAAUCACAGAAAAUAAACUGUAACUGGGAAUUAUUCAUCCCCGAUGGAUAUUUAGCUGGAACAAAAGGAUUUCACUGACACUGUCUUACAAUGAACACCUCUACCAAGGAGAAAAAGACAUCUGACAUGUCCUUGUACUUUCUCGGCCUGUCAGAUCAACCAAACUAUCUCUCAUCGGUCAUAAACUCCUCAGCAUGCAGCAAUUAAGCUAUGAAAUCUGUCGAAGUUUGUCUUACUGCUGAGCUGGAUGAUUGUCAACCAGUGUGACUGCUCAGAGAGGACCCAGCUUCAAAAGACAAAACUAAAAACCCUAAGGAGUGAAUGCAGAGUGAAGAAAAGUUCUGCAAUGUUCUGUCAUAGUUAUGUGCUUCCUGUACACCAUAGCUUGCCCCAACUCGUCUCAUAAGGAUCCAAUCUCCAAACGAACACUGUUACUGAAUAUUUGGUGCGGAUAUAAAAUAACAAAGGUGGCCAGCUUCCAAAUUCAGUUGUUAAUUUCAUUGUGAAUGCAAGAGUUUAAAAAAUAAUGGCGUUAUACUCUAAGAUACGGUACAUUUUAAGAAACAGUGGUUUUUUGUAUUGAUCACAGGUCUGCAGUACCUGACUCUGAGGUGGCACAAUAGAAAUACACCAAACGUCAUCCACUGCUGGAUAUGAAUGGUCUUCUUUGUUUCUACACAAUACAGUAUAUCCCAUUUACAGAAAACAUGCAGUCAUACUAUAUCUCCAUCUGGGCCACCAUGUAAGCCGAGUGGACAUAAGGUUUUCUUGAAAGCAGGGGGUUUUCACAUUAUCUACCAUGAAUAUCAGUUGUUUGUGUUGUGUAUUCAAGGGCUGUUGAUAUUUUGCUGAAGACAUAUUGUAUGUGUUGUAUUGCCCUGUGACAAAUAUUGGUCAGACUGUACUCUAGAUGGGUCAGAUGAAUACUACAGUACAUCCUGGGCUGGAAACACACCACUCAGUAUAUCCAUGCCUGUAUUUCCUCAGCCCCCUCCAACUUUAGUGCCUUAACGACGACAGUGACAGGCAUUUGUGUCAGAGUGUGUGUAUAUAAUGUGCAUUUACUGUGUGCUACUAAUGCAAAAGACUAGUUUUCUUGCCAUGCCAAUGAAUGACUGAACAAACUUCAGGACGAUUAAGCUCUUAUACUUGUGUGAACAUUAAUCUAUGCUGCUCUUGUUUUGGGGGUAACUAAUGUUUAAUACUGCCAUGACGUGCUCAUGAUUGUCUUCAAUGUGUCCCUCAGAAUGUUACACCGGGUGGAACCUUUGCUUUUCUUUGAAGCAAGCCAUAGAUAGCUCUCAAUAGAUGGUUACUGACAUUGAAGACAAGGGAUUUGGACUUGUGGUUAAAUUCACUGUUUGUCAGACUAAAGUUAUAUCCGUUUAUUAAUUGUCCUUGUCCUUCCCGUCUGUCAGUGACUUGCUGGUCUUAUUUCUGUUCUGUGGCGACGCUGAGAGCGAUUCCCAAUGUAAUACUUUUACAUCUCACAUAGUUACAGCCUCAUGAAUGCACAGAGACUAGGUGAGCUGCAAUGGUUUUGUUAAUGUCCAAAUAAUCAAUGUAUGUUUACCAGGUGUCCUCUUUUGUGUUCUCAGGAAUUUCUUUUUCUUCCUCUUUGAUUACGUUUAUUAGCCUUUUUCCAAUAAACUUAAUUUAAGACUCGAUGAUAGAUUAAAGAAA
This is a messenger RNA of Solea senegalensis (Senegalese sole), 4048 nucleotides long. RefSeq names its product SHC (Src homology 2 domain containing) transforming protein 2 (gene shc2). The coding region runs from base 139 to 2313 and encodes 724 amino acids. Gene Ontology annotation, cellular component: plasma membrane. Gene Ontology annotation, molecular function: receptor tyrosine kinase binding. Gene Ontology annotation, biological process: intracellular signal transduction; cell surface receptor protein tyrosine kinase signaling pathway. NCBI's taxonomy places the organism in Eukaryota, Metazoa, Chordata, Actinopteri, Pleuronectiformes, Soleidae. The transcript has 13 exons. The record is from RefSeq and is a predicted model, not a curated record.